AUGGAUGUAAACGGAGUGAUAAAAACACUUGGACUUUUGUGGGAUCCGGUUGAAGACGAAUUUUUGUUCCGAGUCCCGGCGUUGGCGAUUACUUCAAGAGUUCCAACGAAACGCGAGGUGUUGAGUGAGAUAGCAAAAUUAUUUGAUCCUCUCGGUAUCUUGGGCCCAAUUGUGGUGCUGGCUAAGUUGGUGAUGCAGCAGUUAUGGUGGAAGAAGCUGGACUGGGAUGACGCGAUUUCCAGUGAGGAGUUUGAAAUCUGGAGUAAGCUGAGAAAAGAACUGUGCGAAAUCAACAACAUGAAGAUUCCGAGGUGUGUUGCGGUUAAUGAUCCGGUCGCGUUCGAACUGCAUGGCUUCUCAGAUGCCUCUCAACGUGCUUACGUCGGGUCGCCAUGGGAGAUGACGAUACCGAGGCUAGAACUGUGUGCAGCGGUUUUUUUAGCAAAGCAGAUGAAAACAGUGCGCGAAGCCUUAAACCUAACCCUUCGACGGGUGGUUCUAAGGUCCGAUUCCGAGAUAGUUUUGUGUUGGUUGAAGAAGUUGAACUCAAGCUUGCCGGUAUUUGUACGUAACCGAGUUGUGAAGAUUUUGGAGCUGACAUCAGAUGUGGAAUGGAAGCAUGUUCGUACAAAGGACAAUCCGGCGGAUCUCGUGUCCCGGGGUGUUCAACCUUUGGAACUGAUGAAGAGUGAACUUUGGUGGAACGGUCCGAUGUUUUUAACAAUACUGAAAGAAGUCGAGACGCAAAAUCUUGAAGAAGUGGACAUUGACAGUAAUGUGAAUAGUGUUUCUGAAGAGAUGGUGGCUGUCGUGGUACAUGAUCACCGCCUAUAUGAUGUGAUCCAGAACUGUAGUGAUUAUCGGAAGAUGCAAAGAGUGUUCGGUUAUGUGAUACGGUUCAUCCACAACUGCAGAGUGAAGCGAUUGGGAGUUGACCGUCGAAGUGGUAAUUUGUCCGGCCUUGACUAUCGUGCUUCGAUGUUGACGAUGGUAAAGGUCGUGCAAAACGUUGUCUAUGAGGAGGAGAUUAAAGACAUCAACCGAGGCCAGCCGGUGAAGGGCAAGCUCAGGAAUUUAAACCCUAUUUACGACAAGAGUGAAGGAGUGCUCAGAGUUGGAGGCCGAAUCCGGCAUUCCGACCUACCACGAGACCAGAAGCAUCCCAUGAUAUUACCCGAGAAGAGCCCCUUCACUGAUAUGAAAUGUGUACGGUGUUUCUGCUCGAAACCAAAGAAAGUGGUACAGUUUAUGGGAGAUUUACCGAGCGUGCGCGUGACUGCCGCGGAACCUUUUUCUCGAACUGGCGUUGAUUACGCCGGCCCGUUGCUGUUGAAGGAGGGCCGAGGAAGAGCUCCUCGGAAGGCCUUUAUUUGCGUUUUCGUAUGUAUGUGCACUAGAGCAAUCCAUCUAGAACUGGUGAGCUCGUUGUCGACAGACGGAUUUCUAGGAGCUUUGCAUCGAUUUGUGAGUCGACGAGGGAACGUCGCCGAAAUGCGAUCAGACAACGGCACAAAUUUCGUUGGCGCUGAACGACAGUUGACGGAAUUAAAAGAUUUGUUGGUGUCGCAAACGCUGGAGAACAAGAUAUCGGAAUUUUGUCAGCCCCGUGGCAUCACUUGGAAGUUUAUUCCGCCACGGGCACCGCAUCAAGGGGGGCUCUGGGAAGCCGGGGUAAAAUCCGUGAAGGGUCAUCUGAACAAAGUCCUCAACGAAUCGCACUUGACGUACGAGGAGAUGUUCCCACAAAGUGAUGAUCCUAUGGACUACCAAGCUUUAAGCCCUGGUCAUUUCCUAGUUGGACGCGAGUUAACAGCGAUUGCCGAGCCUAACUAUGGUGAUCUGAAGGAGUCAAAAUUAUCCCGAUACCAAUUGAUUCAGCGGAGAAAACAGGCAUUUUGGCGUCGUUGGUCCGCUGAAUAUGUGACAGGAUUGAAACGACGUGGAAAGUGGUACAAAACCCGACACUUCUGCGCGAAGACAUGGAAGCUUGGCAGAAUCGUCGCAACGCACCCUGGCAAAGAUGGCAACGUUCGUGUGGUGACCGUGCGAACCAACAGCGGAACUUAUAAACGGGCCACGACAAAAAUAGCUGUACUACCGAUUGACGAGGAAGACCAUUUGGAGUAG
Armigeres subalbatus is the source of this 2127-nucleotide messenger RNA. RefSeq lists its product as uncharacterized. Gene Ontology annotation, molecular function: nucleic acid binding. Gene Ontology annotation, biological process: DNA integration. Lineage: Eukaryota; Metazoa; Arthropoda; Insecta; Diptera; Culicidae. Bases 1 to 2127 code for a protein of 708 amino acids. The transcript is spliced from 5 exons. The record is from RefSeq and is a predicted model, not a curated record.